Molecule: messenger RNA, 1855 nt
Organism: Sodiomyces alkalinus F11
Lineage: Eukaryota; Fungi; Ascomycota; Sordariomycetes; Glomerellales; Plectosphaerellaceae
Product: cell division control protein
Exons: 2
Coding region: 378-1394 (338 amino acids)
Source: RefSeq, a predicted model, not a curated record
CGAAGCUCAUGAUAGCAUCUAUCCAUCAAGUCCCUUCACCUGGCCCUUAUCGCCGUCUUGCGCACUCCUCUCACCUCUUUUACUCUUUGCGCCUUGUAUAAUACUCGAGUAAGAGAAAAAGGGGACGAGAGAGAGGAGAGCAAGCCAGCAAGUGUUAAGGCGCCUUUAUCUUUCCCAUCAUUUGUAUUAACAGCUCUACUCUGCCGGAAACAGAGGCAGUUCUUGCUCUACAUUCCGCAUUCCCAUUCCCAUUCUCAUUCCCAUCAGCAUCAACAUCGACUCCUCGGUGUAUUAUUUUCUUUUGUCUCUUGUCUUUCUUUGUGAUACCCAGUUGCGCACUAAUCACCCCACGGUUUCCGAUAUCAUCAACAACAACAAUGGAAGCCCUUCUUUCCCUCGCCUUCGACAACCUCUCCUCUUACGACGGGCCCAAGAUCCGCAAGGGCCUGCGCCAAGUCGAGGGCCUCCUCGCCCAGAUAUGUCUCUCCGCCCCGGCGCGCUCUUCCUCCUCCUCCCCGACGAAAGCGCACCAUCAUCACAAGCGCUCGGACAGCAAGCUUUCCUCCGUCGGCGAUCCGAACGACGGCGACCGACGGAAUGGCGGCGCCGAAACGGACGACAACGACGACGAAGACAGCCGCGGCAGGCGCAAGUCCCUAAGCGAGCUCUCUGACGAUCCGGCCUUUCGGGAGUUCUUCAAGCUUCAGGAGGGGUUCGAGUGGAAUGUCGCCUUGCGCCUCAUCAACACCCUCGACCGCCUCAUGGCUAAGAGCGCAGACGGGCAGAACGAUCUCCUCAUCCUCGGCGCUCUCGACACCAUCCAAGGUGUCCUCCUCCUUCACCCGCCGAGCAAGACUCUCUUCUCGAGAGAGCAGAACAUGAAUCUCCUCCUCGACCUCCUCGAACCCGUCAACUGCCCCGCCAUCCAAUCCGCGACCCUCCUCACCCUCGUCGUGGCCCUCAUCGACGCCCCCUCCAACACCCGCACCUUCGAGGCCCUCGACGGCCUCCUCACCGUCACCUCCCUCUUCAAAUCCCGCUCCACCCCGCGCGACGUCAAGCUCAAGCUCGUCGAGUUCCUCUACUUCUACCUCAUGCCCGAGGUCCCUUCCAUCCCGCGCGCCGACGCCCGCGCCUCCGUCCCCGCCAUGCUCCAACGCAGCCCCAGCAAACUCGCCGGCGCCUUCCGCAGCAACGCCUCCCGUCCUGGUCCCGGCCCUCACCUUCCUCCCGCCUCUUCCGCCGCCGCCGGAGGCAGGCCCCGCGCCGGAAGCGAGAGCGAGAACACCCUCACUACCGAGGAGAAGCAGGAGCUCCUCGGCCGGCACCUCAGCAGUGUUGAGGACCUGGUCAGGGAUUUGCGCACUUGUACUCCAUUUGGGGGUGUUCUGUGAGAUGAUGAAGAGAAAGUAGAAGGAUGGUGGGCAGAGGUGCGGCUGGGGAGCUGGGUCCGUCCCCCUUUUUCUUUUCGGUGUUUAUGUCACCCCUCUCUUUGCUGUGGUGGCUUUACAUCUGCUCCUACAUUUCCGUUCCAUGGCGUUUAGGAUGGUAUCGGCGGGGGGGGGGUCGUCUUGUCUCUGCGGUCGGUCGGAUUGUAACAACUUGGACGGAACAGGCUCGGAGUUUUGUUUGUUUGUAUUCAAAAGGAGAAAGAGUCCGGAUCUUGCCCGCAGCUUGUUUGUCGAGGCGAGUAUAAUAUCAUCUAUUUUGACCUCUCUUUUCUUUCUCUUGACCUUGGGUUGUCACAUAUGCCCCCUCAGGGUCUUAUCCGGCACAUGGGCUUUGCGAAGACCUGCUGUCGGCUCACUGGCAUAUUCUUAAAGGAUUUGCCGAGAGAAGAGAAGAAUAAAAUAAG